Phyllostomus hastatus (greater spear-nosed bat) is the source of this 6891-nucleotide messenger RNA. It is a transcript of the gene USP6NL, whose product is annotated as USP6 N-terminal like. The record is from RefSeq and is a predicted model, not a curated record. NCBI's taxonomy places the organism in Eukaryota, Metazoa, Chordata, Mammalia, Chiroptera, Phyllostomidae. Bases 246 to 2765 code for a protein of 839 amino acids. The transcript has 15 exons.
UUCCAUAGCGGCGGCAGGAGGUGUCGCGCCGGGGAACUUCCUGGUUCCCGGGCUCGGCUACGCCGGGAUCCUCUUGGAAGGGAAACAAUGGGGCGGAGGGCACUGCGGUAGCUGCCGCCGCGCCGGGACCUGCUCGGCCAACGGGACUCCCCGCUCUGCCCCCUUCAUUGCCUCCGCUUGGACCGUCCGGAGGACAUGUAUUCCUCCAAGAAACCUUGGACAGCAGAUUUUGGUUUAAUAUCUGAAUGGGACAACAUACAGAGACAUUUCCAGUCAUGAAUUCAGACCAGGAUGUAGCCCUCAAACUUGCCCAGGAGCGAGCUGAAAUUGUUGCUAAAUAUGACAGAGGACGAGAAGGUGCAGAGAUCGAACCUUGGGAAGAUGCUGAUUACCUUGUUUACAAAGUCACAGAUAGAUUUGGCUUUUUACAUGAGGAGGAGCUCCCAUAUCAUAAUGCAGCUGUGGAACGGCAAAAGCACCUGGAAAUUGAAAGAACAACUAAAUGGUUGAAAAUGCUAAAAGGAUGGGAAAAAUACAAGAACACUGAAAAGUUUCAUAGGAGAAUUUACAAGGGGAUCCCACUCCAGCUCCGAGGUGAAGUCUGGGCUCUGCUUCUUGAGAUCCCUAAGAUGAAAGAAGAAACGAGGGACCUUUAUAGUAAAUUAAAGCACAGAGCACGUGGUUGUUCUCCUGAUAUCAGACAAAUAGACCUUGAUGUCAACCGCACAUUUAGGGACCAUAUUAUGUUUAGAGACAGAUACGGUGUUAAGCAACAAUCCCUGUUCCAUGUUCUUGCUGCAUAUUCUAUUUACAAUACGGAAGUUGGCUACUGUCAGGGGAUGAGCCAGAUCACAGCUUUACUCCUUAUGUAUAUGAAUGAAGAGGAUGCCUUCUGGGCCCUGGUCAAACUCUUCUCAGGCCCCAAGCAUGCCAUGCACGGCUUUUUUGUCCAUGGUUUUCCUAAGCUCUUGAGGUUUCAAGAACAUCAUGAAAAAAUACUGAAUAAAUUUCUGUCCAAGCUUAAGCAACACUUGGAUUCUCAAGAGAUCUACACAAGCUUUUAUACAAUGAAAUGGUUUUUUCAAUGUUUCCUUGAUCGUACUCCCUUUACUCUAAACCUCAGAAUAUGGGAUAUCUACAUCUUUGAAGGAGAACGAGUUCUUACUGCUAUGUCUUAUACAAUCUUAAAAUUACACAAAAAGCACUUAAUGAAAUUGUCUAUGGAAGAACUUGUGGAAUUUCUUCAGGAGACCUUGGCAAAGGACUUUUUUUUUGAAGAUGACUUUGUAAUAGAGCAACUUCAGAUUUCUAUGGCAGAACUAAAGCGGGCAAAAUUAGACCUUCCAGAACCUGGCAAAGAGGAUGAAUUUCCGAAGAAACCUUUGGGACAGCUUCCACCUGAAUCUCAGUUUGCUGGCAUUAGUCACCUGAGCAAUGGACAAAGCUUUGGCAAGUCAAGUCCCCAUAAGAACAUCAGAAAAGAGAAUGACUCCUCACCUCACAAGAAAUCAGAGCAUUCCCCUCACCAUCAAAGUAGAGUUGGCACACCAGAGAGAGUGAGACAACUAAGACGGAAAUCAGUGGAUGAGGAUAGUAAAAAGCUUAAAGAUGAAGCAGAUUUUCAAAGAAAACUUGCAUCAGGUCCACAAGACAAUACCAGGCAAUAUGAUCAUGCAGCUGCUAAUCAAAACAGCAAUGCUACUUCAAAUAUCAGGAAGGAAUUUAUGCCCAAAUGGAAUAAACCAUCAGAUGUUUCUGCUAUUGAAAAAAUGGCCAAAUAUGCCCCUGAAGGCAAAAGUCGAUCAGCGCACCCCGCGCUUACAGUCACCAUCCCGUGUUCCGCUGACCCUCGCAUGUCAAACUCGAGGCCAAAGAUGAAGGUCUGGGAUGCUGAGGAAGGGAAACGGGGCUCAAACGCAUCACAGUAUGAUAAUGUAUCUGAAAAUGAAAAUGGCACAUCUGUUGAAGAGGCACUCGAAAGGGCUUACUCUCAAAAUCCAAGGAAUAUUGUUUACGCUCACAGUCCAAGAAAGCACGCUGAGCCUAGUUCUAGUCCAUCAAAAGUAUCAAACAAGUUUACUUUUAAAGUACAGCCUCCAAGUUAUGCAAAAUAUCCAACUCAGUUAGAUGGGGAAGAUCACGGGACAGUGCACCCCCCAUCUUACAGCAGUCCUCCUGUUUACCAUGGAAAUUCUCCAAAACAUGUCCCUACUGCUAACAGCAGCUUUGUGUCUGCACAGUUUAGCCAUGGCGGGCAAAUGAAUCCUUCCAGGAGACCUCAUGGUUCCACUCUUUCCAUCAGUGUUUCUCCAGAGAAACUGCAUAGCCGCCCAACUCCUCUUGUCCUACCAUCUAAUCGAAUAGAGGUUCUUCCCAUUGAUAUUGGUGCUGGGGGGUAUUCGGGCCAUUCAGGGUCCCCAAAGAAUGGAAAAUUCAUCAUUCCUCCAGUGGAUUAUUUGCCAGAUAACAGAAAAUGGUCAGAAGUCAGCUACACAUACAGACCUGAGAUGCCUGAACAGCCAUGGACUCAAGAUGCUAACCGUAGCCACUUAAGCAAUUUAACAAAAUAUUCUGCCUUUCAACAUGUACCCUUUCAGGACCAUAACCUCCCCACAGUAUCCAUGGAUAGUCCAUUGCGGUAUAGAACAUCCCCAGCUUUAGAAGAUGCCAGUUCACCUGGGUAUCCAUAUGCAGGGCCCGCAGCUCCAGUGUAUCACUACAGAAACCGGGAUGGACUUUCUAUUCAAGAGUCAGUAUUGCUGUGAGAAUUCAUCUAUACUUACUUAAGACAAGAAAAUAGGAACCAUACAGAACCUACAUUGCUAUGUUUAUAAUUGCCAAAGCAGUAUUUUAUACCAUUGUAAACAACUCGCACAAUUGAUAUGUAUGUUAGUAAUAAGAAUAGAUGGAAGUAUUUUCAUCCCCCUGUAGAUGCUGCUUAAGAUGAGCAUUUUAAAUGGCAUCAUCACUGAACCUGUUGAUUCAUCAUGGAAACAUAGCAAUAGCAUAUAGGGAUGCACGCAAAGUAAUUAUUCACUACUCAGUUUCAUUUGUAGCUUUCUCCAAAACCUGAACCCUUUUACUCUAUUAGCCCAUUCUAUUUUGAAUAAUGUUACAAAGCACUGAAAAACUGUAGACGUGUAGAGUCUACGUGUAGAGUAGAUUUUUAAGGCUAUAUGUAGUGUAUGUGUCUUUUAAUAGAUAUAGGCAUCUAUGCAUACACAUUUGAACACAGAACUUAUGAAACGUUUUAAAACAAUGUUUUUAAUCCAGAUCCAUGGAAUAAUUUAUUGUUCUUCUUUUCUUUAACUGGUCUUUUGGUCAGGUUUUCCCCUCUUAUAUUUUUUAACCCAGAUCUUAAAUGACUUAAGAGUUUACCCCGAGUUGAUUAAUUCAAAUCUCACAGAAUGCUCAUAUUUCUCAUUCAAUUGCUAACAUUUUCUUUUACUCUGAAAAUUAAAGAUGUUGAAGAGAAAGGCUAACCCCUUAAUGGUGCUUAAAAAUUGUGGCAGUCAAAGUAAGUUUAUGGCCAAAGGUGCAGCAGUGCCCAGAUUGUACCGAGAUCGAGAUCGGCAUUAGUGCCUCUGCGCCCUUUGUUCUGGUCUGACUCCUGCAAAGCUCAGAGCAGAAGGUUCCUUGCCUGAUGCAAAGGAGGUGCCGUGGUCCUGGCUACAGCUCUCCUGUGGAUGCCAGCAGGAGAGGUUGCAAGUUACUGUUGGGCAACAGAACAAACUAUUUGCAAAUUCCCCGGAAACCAGGAUUAACAAUUUGGUUACUUCUGCCCCUCAGAUUCCUGCAGGGCUUCACUACAAAGUGAUGGGUGGUCAUUUACAUGAUAUUUUUCCUGGCACUCUUUUCUUUGAAGAAUGUAGUCAGUGGAUAUUGCUGCACUUGGGCCAUUAAAUUAUUGGUGUAUAAAAUUACAAAAAAUGAUCUGAAUUAUUAAUAAGAAUCUAAAAUUUUGAUCUUUUUUUAGAUAGUGUGAAUUUCAUAAUUUCAAAAAAUCUUUUUUUUCUUGUUCAGUGAAAAAAAUUUAGGUUCAUGUUAGAAAGAAAUCAGCAGUGUCUUUUAAAAUAUUCUAUUUACACUACAGUUACCACAGCACUGACAAAGUUUGGAGCAUGCUGAGAAAGUAUGACUUUGUGUUUAAUUGGAGGGCUUGUUUUCGACAUUACUUUGCUUACACUUGAAGAAUAGAGUAGAAAACUAACAUGAGGGGCUCUUGUUGCAAGUUGGGGCUUUAAGCUUUCAAGGUACAGAAGUAUGUCUUUUAAAAUGAAAGUUAACAUUUGUUUCGCUAGUGAAUGUGACAAUAUUUUUAUGUAUAUAAUGAGUCUAAUGUAAUUUUAAUCAACUUGGAAAUGAUGUUAUUAAAUGGCAAAACAAAUGUAGUAUAUUAGCAGGUAAGGCCUACACUGAAGUGCAAACAAAAUUCUGGCAUCACUGGGCUCUCGAUUCAGAUCAUGUGAAGCUUAGAAAUAAAUGUAUGUAAAAAUGUAGCUGAGGAUAUCCUUUCUAAUUUUUAAAUAAUGAUUCUGUGACUUGUAAUAAAUCAAGCUGUACAAUUUAGUUCAUAAUGGCAGCAUCUGAGCUGCUCCCAAAUCUGUAUAUCAACAGUGGGAAAUACUGCAGAUUUAUAUAUGUAUGUAUGCAAAAUAUGUAUACACACACUAUUUUCUUAUCUCAUCUAGGACAUUUUUUAUCUGUAUACUUUUUUGAUGUGAUUGUUUUUAACAUGCUAAAAGUAUACAUAUAUAUUGUUUUGUGUCUUUUAUGUGUUUUUUAUAUGGCAGAAGUGCUGCAUCCUUGACCCUUCUAAAGCUAAUUCUCUUCUGCAUAGAUAUGCCCAGUGUUUGCUGACAUGAUUUUCUGUAUAAAGUAUAUAUAGUUAUAUCAGGUUAUAUUAUAUAGAACUUAAUCAAAUUCUGUGUUAUAUGCUUUAUUAAUUUCCAGUAGUACUGUGUUUAGAACUACAGCACCUGCCCUUUAUAUUAUUUAACUGCCAUUAUUAAUAGCAGUAAGGUAUUAUUUCCAAUCUUCCCCUUUACAAAGUGUAGAUCUCUAUGUUACUUUUCCAAGUAGCAAAUUUUAACUUGAAGUUAUUUUGCCACCAUUCAAUUUCACACUUUCAGAUUUAUUUUUAAUAAAGAUAAAUAAUGAAAACAUGAUAAAAGAUGAAAUAAUAUUGGUAAAGUGAGUUAAAAUAUAUUUAUGAAAAACAUUUGGUAAGAAUUUUUAUGGGUGGAGACUGAUUUUACUCUGUAAUUGCAUAUACAAUUGUAAAUAUUUUAUUAUUAAGUCUUCAUAGCAGUUUUGCCUAAAAUAAUAAGCACUUUGGUAUAGUUUUUAUUUUUUUAAUAUUGAGUUUGAAAAUUUAAAGAAACUAGACCCAGAGUCUCAAAUGGUUUUAAAAUUUUGACUCUUUCAGGAGCUUAUGUUUUUUACAGGUUUUUUUAAAAAAAAUCAUAACUUUUUAAAGUUGGGAAAUAUAUGUAGAGUCAGAUAUCAAAGUAUUGUAGGGGAGGAACAUGUUUUUUGUCUACCCAUCUAGGUUCUCCAGUUGAGGCUCUGUAAACUGGACUGACAAAAUGCAGAUGAACAAGAGAAAAACAAACAGAAGUUUACUAACAUGUGUAUCAUGCAUUCAAAUAGGAGGACCCAACGACAGGCUGAGUAAAUGUAGGGUCUAGAUACCCAACUUAAUAAAGAAGGGUUAGGGAGAAAGGCACAUAUGGAAAAGCAAGUGACUUUUUGGGAAAUGAGUAGGCCUUUUGGAAAAAUAGAUGGGAGAUACGAUAGUUUGUGACAAGUCUGGGUGUGGUAUCAGAAGAGAUGAGAGUGGCCUGGGAAGUGGAUGUGUGGCUGUUGUGUUCUUUGGGGAGGUUCUGCUUUUGGGGUAGGUAAGGGAUUUCAGGAAUUCGAAUGCCUUCAGCUCAAAAGCUGUCAUAUGCCAAAGUGGCAUAUUUUGGGGUGGUAUGUCCUGAUCCCCUUCAGCAUCAAAAAUAAAGUGUUAAAAAAAAGAGAACUUUAAAAGAGAGUUGACAUUUCUGGACAAGAAAAAUGGAUGUUUACAGAAUGUGAAGUGAUUGUUUUAACUUUUUUUAUUUUAAGAAGAUUCUAAUAGUAAAUAUAUGUAAUACGUAGUGUAACUUUAAAAUUGAUUUUCAUAUCUGUAGUUACCUCAGACCUGUCUAUCGGGGCCCAUUAUAAUUCAGGCAUAAAAAUAGUACCUCAUUAAUACUACCCUGCGAUCUGUUUUCAUGUUAGAGAAAAACAUGCCAUGUCCAUAAACAAGGCUUUAUUCAGAGAGGACCUAAGCUUAAUCUUCUGGAAAUACUUGUACUCUCCAUUAUCUUUUAGACUCACACUUUACUUUUACUCUGCAGUUGAUCAUGGGUUAGGAUUAUGGUUUUGAGAUCUGGUGGGUUUUUUUUUGGUUUGUUUUAAUUGGCCUUUAAUGGAUUGUAAAUAUUCAUUUCUAGUACGGAUAUUAAUGAUUAUUGACAAGGUGAUUUUAAUAAGUCAAACUUUACUUUUACAAUGACACAAGGUAUUACAUCUAGGUAGAAGGAUUCCAUUUAGAAUUUAUUAUUUUUACUUUCAGAAAGAUUUUCAGUUAAUUAUAAAUCUAAGGAUAAGUGUCACCAUUUUAUAGAGAAGAACACUGAUAAAGGAACAAAUUUUAGAUUUCAUAGUAGUGAAUCUUGACCCCUGCUGCUCUUUAGAAUUAUAUGGGGAACUUCAAAAAAAUUUUUUUUUUGUUUCUACCCUAGGCCCCUUAAAUCAGAAUGGCCAGGUAGAUUCCAGGUAUCAGGUAGUUGUAUCUUCCCCCAUUCUGUCAAUAAAGCUAUUUUUUAAAUCCUUUUAAAGUUGAUUGUCUUAUAUUCCCAC